UGGGGAGAUAAAAAGACGGAAUCUGACGAUGGCGAAUUGGCGAUAAGGAUGAAGAAUCGAUGGUGGAAUAAGCUUCAGUUUGGUUUUGUGGGGCUUUGACGUGUGGUUUUUUGUUUGGACAGGAAGUCAGGAAGAGUAGCGUGGAAGGAAUGGUCAAAGGGUCGGCGGGGUUUUAUGGGCGAACGACGGGGGACGAGAGAAAGAGAUGGCGGCGGCGGGAAAUCCUCUGGUGGCGAUUUCUGGGCAGCUUCGAAGUUCAAGAAGAAGAGUAAGGGUAAAAGGGCAGCUGCAGCAACAAAGAAACAGGAAGCAAAGAAGAAGAGGAAAGCUGAGGAUGAAAUGCCAUCAGAGAAAGCUGCAAAUCAAACCAACGAACAAGGGGAAGAGAAUACCAACGAUGAUAAUAAUGCUUCUGAUGAUGGUAAUGAGUAAUUAUGACUAGUGCAAGUUUUACUGCACAUUACUUGCUGUUAUGCUUGAAGAUGUCUGUUCAUUGAAUCUGAUAACGUGUUCUCGAGAUCGAGGAAGUUGUAGGUGCUGUUUAUUGCUUUCAACGAGAU
Messenger RNA from Linum tenue, 560 nucleotides. The record is from the annotation of a GenBank genome assembly. Lineage: Eukaryota; Viridiplantae; Streptophyta; Magnoliopsida; Malpighiales; Linaceae.